This is a messenger RNA of Gossypium raimondii (Peruvian cotton), 3211 nucleotides long. RefSeq names its product exocyst complex component EXO70E2. Gene Ontology annotation, molecular function: phosphatidylinositol-4,5-bisphosphate binding. The coding region runs from base 1049 to 2992 and encodes 647 amino acids. Lineage: Eukaryota; Viridiplantae; Streptophyta; Magnoliopsida; Malvales; Malvaceae. Gene Ontology annotation, cellular component: exocyst. The transcript has 2 exons. The record is from RefSeq and is a predicted model, not a curated record. Gene Ontology annotation, biological process: exocytosis.
UUUCCUUUUAAAUUGAUUUUUAGGAGUGUCUUUUCUAAAAAAAUAAUAAAAUCAUAUUCAAAAUAAAGUAAAAUCCAAAUCCCUUAUUCUUUCUGCAUUUUCCCACGAAACUUCCCUCUUUAAUCUCUCUACUCUCCUCCUCCACCUCUACUUACUGUCUCAUUCAAGUUUUGCUUUUUGGACAAAAUUUCCUACACAAUAGUUGUUCUUCUGCUUCUUUUUUGAGAAUUUUGAUGCCCCUUUUGACUUUCUUUUUGUUUUUUUUCCUGGGUUGAUGCUUGAUUUCGAAGAUAUCAAGGAAAACAAGUUUUAAGGUUUGAUUUGUUUCCCCUAACUUUUCUUUUUUUUGAAUAUUUUAGUUAUUUUUCUCUUCUUUUGCUAAUUUUCGAGUACGGGGUUUUAAUUAAAGUUUGUUUUAUGUUUUAAAUGUGUUUAAAGGAGGUAGUAAAUACCCUCCCCCCGCCCAAAAAAAAAAAAAGGUUUUGGGGUUUUUCUCUAAUUUGUUGAUCAAAUCAUUUUCACUUUGAUUGAUUGAUUUCAUCUACUCUAGGUUCAUCAAUUAUCAUGAGCUUUUUUCUUCUAUUUUUGUCCUUCAAACAUUUUUCUUUAUAUUUCUGGCUUUGCUUAGGAUAGGUGAGGUAACAGAGCUUACCUUUGUAAAACUUCUGUGCUAAGAUGAUCAUCUAAAAUCACUUUUGAUUUUGCUGCGGUGGGGAGUUAUCAAGCUUUAAAUUGUUUGAUCCAGUGAAAGGCUUGGCUUUGAUUACCUUGGAAGUUCGUUGAUGUUAAGUUCAAUCUUCCAAAUCAUGGUUUUUGGGCCUGUUGGUGUUCUAGAUUCUGUAUAGUGGAAAACUUGGCCUGAUUGCCUUGGAAAGAUGUUCAUUGGUCCUGAUCCUGUCUGGGGUUUAUUUAUUCCAAAUCAUGGUUUUGGCUUGUUUUUGGUUUAGGGUUAGGCUUGAUUGCAUGAGAAGUUAGUCGGUGUUAAGUCAAUUACUUGAUUGGUUUUGUUCGGUUUGUUGCGAUAUUUAAAAAAAAAAAAAAUUGGGAUAUGGAUGAAUGUCAAUCUGCCAUCCCAGCACAUGAUGGAGAUCUUCAUGUGGUUGCUGCUGCUCACCAUAUUGUCAAGGCAUUAGGAACUACAAAAAAUCUUAGUGAUGAUUUGAGGAAAAUCCUUAUCGAUCUCGAUGCGCACUUGUCAUUGAUAACUUCAAAUAUCGAUAGCAAGGGAGGAAAGGGAUUCGUUGAAGUUGAGGAGCGACUGAAACGAGUAGAGAGGAAGAUUGUGAUUUGGGAGUCGGAUCGAAUAAUGAUAUGGGAUUCUGGACCCAAGGAAGCUUCCGAUUAUCUAGAAGCCGUAGAUGAAGUUCAGACACUGAUAGACAGUUUACGCGGCUUAUCCAUGAAUGAAAAUCAGAAGCAGAAGGAACUUCUUCACCGUGCAUCAAGUUUAUUGCAGAUGGCAAUGUCAAGGCUUGAGGAAGAGCUUAUUCAUAUGCUUGUUAAGCAUAAGCAACAGUCUGAGCCGACAUACAUUCCUUCCCCUUCUUCUCAAAGGAAUGUUGUUUACAAUGAGUCUGUUGUUUCAUUAGAUAAUGAGUCAGUGAAGGAAGCAUUGAGCAAAAACUCUUGUACCGACGAAUGUGGUGAAUAUAUUGUUGAUUUGGUCCCUGAACAUGUAAUUCCUGAUAUCAAGUCCAUUGCAAAGGUUAUGUUUGCUUCAGAUUACGGUCAGGAAUUUUGUGAAGCUUUCAUUGGUGUAAGGAAGGAAGCAUUGGAGCAGCAUUUUGACAUUCUCGAAAAUGGAAAACUGAGUAUUGAGGAUCUGUUGAAAAUGGAGUGGUGUAGCUUGAGUACCGAGAUGAAUAAAUGGACCUGGUCGAUGAAGAUCAUCGUCGGUGUCUAUCUCAUGAGUGAAAAACGGUUAUGUGAUCAGGUCUUAGGGAAGUUUGGAUCAGUUAAUUCAUUUUGCUUUCUUGAGAUAGCGAAGACUACAAUUCUUUGCCUCUUGAAUUUUGGUGAAGCCAUAGCAAUGGGGCCUCAAGAACCCGAAAAGCUGCUUCGUCUGCUUGACAUGUAUGAGACUUUGGCAGAUCUUGUUAUAGACAUAGAUGCAUUGUUCUCAGAAGAUGGUGGGUCUUUUGUUCGACUCGAGUUCCACAAGCUUCUUGAGGGAUUGGCUGAUUCCGUAAAAGCAGCAUUCAACGCGUUCGGAGUUGCUGUUUCUUCAAAUGGAUCAUUAUACCCCUUCCCUGGAGGUGGAGUUCAUCCUCUCAGUAAAUAUGUCAUGAAUUACAUCAGUAUGUUCCCUGAAUAUUGCAGCACCCUCAAUUUGCUUCUCGAGGAUCAACAUUCAGAUGUUGCAAGUCUAGUUAGUGAGCCACAGUGUGGACCAACUGCGUCUCUUUCCACAUCUUGUCCGAUGGCUUGUCACCUUCGAUCAAUCACAAGCUCUUUGGAGUCCAAUCUUCAUAAGAAAUCUAAACUACACAAGGAUGAAGCUUUACAACAUAUUUUCUUGAUGAACAACCUCCAUUACAUGGUUCAAAAGGUUAAGGGCUCGGAACUCAGGCCUUUCUUCGGAGACGAAUGGAUCCGUAAGCAUAACGCAAAGUUCCAGCAACACGAAAUGAACUAUGAGAGAGUCACUUGGAGUUCAGUAGUUUUGUUGCUGAAGGAUGAUAACCCUGGCUCGAGUUCCCUGUCAAAAUCUGCUUUCAAAGAAAAGUGCAAGGGCUUUAGCGUUGCCUUUGAGGAGGUAUACAAAAACCAAACAAGUUGGUGCAUCCCAGAUCCACAGCUUCGCGAAGAUUUGCGGAUUUCGACUUCACUUAAAGUAGUCCAUGCAUACCGGACUUUUCUUGGAAGAAAUCCUGCUCAUGUUGAUGAUAAAUGCAUUAAGCAUACUGUUGAAGAUGUCGAAAAAUUGCUCUUGGACCUUUUCGAAGGAUCACCAAGAUCGUUGCGCAAUUCACGAAGAAUGAUGAAGACAUAAGCUGUCAAGUUUUAGCCAUUUCUGGGUAUUUUCUUCUGAAUCAAGUCUGUAUUUUCGUAGAUAUAAAAUGUGAUUGUAAUUAACAUGUUUCGUUUCCAGAAUUUUCUGUUUCUGAUUGCUUAUGAUUGACUUUGCCUAUGUUUCUCUUGGCUUGAAAUAACAUUGUUAUAAACAUGCAUCAAUUCUAGGCAUAUGAUCCAGUUCAUUCUCUAGGUGUAA